Molecule: messenger RNA, 813 nt
Organism: Austrofundulus limnaeus
Lineage: Eukaryota; Metazoa; Chordata; Actinopteri; Cyprinodontiformes; Rivulidae
Product: poly [ADP-ribose] polymerase 12-like
Exons: 4
Coding region: 1-813 (270 amino acids)
Cellular component (GO): nucleus
Molecular function (GO): NAD+ poly-ADP-ribosyltransferase activity
Source: RefSeq, a predicted model, not a curated record
AUGGAGUCURAAAUAUUAAAGUUUAUCUGCACCAAUACAGGAUCUGUCGAUGUGGAUGAUUCAUCUGAGUCUAUGAUCAAGAUAAUUUCCAACCAAAAGAAGUUUGUCUUGUAUUCUUCAGAUGGGAAGCAGAAAGUGGUGGCCAGAACCAGCCUGAAGUUGUGCAGGGUUAAAGACUGUCAGGGGCCGUGUGGAGGGCUUCACCUGUGCAAAAACUUCCUUUUCAAYGACCAGUUUUACAAAAGUGAGAGAGGAGAGUGCAGUUUAUUCCAUGAUCUGAACUCUGACCACAACCAACAGAAACUAAAACAUCAUGAACUGGAGGGUSUGAUCAGAAAGGAACUUUGUACGCUGCUGAUACAGAGUGAUGACGCCCUCCUUCCCUCUAUAUGUCAUGAUUACAAUAUCGAUGAUGGAAAAUUUGGGCAGUGCCAGGGCAGAGUUAAUUGGAAGAAGCUUCAUUUUUGUGAGUUUCUGAACCAGGACUGCAGCUGUUCCAGAAACCACAAUUUUAAUGGUUGCCACCCAUUUAAAGUCCUGUACAAUGAAGGGAUCUCGUCCAGCCUCAUUCACUCUUUGAAGUCCAUUUACACAAAUAAAGAAGUUCUGAAAUUUUCUGGAAACCAUGUUUCUGCAAACACUGAUGCAGAAGAUCAGGACAAGAUGCCGUACAGAUGGCAGGUUCAGGAAGGUAACCAGUGGACCAACCUGCCAGAUAACGAGACAAUUGAGAGGGAGUACUGUGAGCCAAACAACAGUUACAGGUACUCUGUCCACCACUCCUACCCUAAUGUCCUCAGAGGUUACUUCUGA